AUGAGCUCCAAGUUGCCCCACGGUCCGAUUAAGUACAGCAAUCCUAGACGUAACAGCGACAUACAACGACACUUCCUACAUGCCGUUCCUCACAAAAGCGACAUGGAUACGACAGCAUCGCUCGUCGGAGAACAUCUUCCGCUGAGGGACCCGUGGCGCGCGGAAACGCAGGACGAGAGCUCAGCCGCCGGCAAGGAGCCCUGUGUGGUAUAUGCGGUCACCGCCUAUAUGCAGGACUUCGUGAACCAUAGGGUCUAA
Molecule: messenger RNA, 258 nt
Organism: Schizophyllum commune H4-8
Lineage: Eukaryota; Fungi; Basidiomycota; Agaricomycetes; Agaricales; Schizophyllaceae
Exons: 1
Coding region: 1-258 (85 amino acids)
Source: RefSeq, a predicted model, not a curated record